GAGCCGAGCCCGCGUGCGGGUGGCGUCGCGGCGCCCCUAGACUCCCGGGCGCGAGCGAGUGUGAGUGCGUGGGAACCUGCCUCCCCGCCGGGGCCGCGAGCGUCUGAGCAGAAAGCGGCCACUCGGGCCACCCAGCCCAGCGGCCGCGCUCUCCAAGGCCUUUGGCGCCAGCCUGGCCUCCGUUCGCCAACUCCGGCGAGUUUAAAGAGGACGAACGUCUCAGUUCUCUGUACCCACCCCACCCCGCCCCCUCUCGCAACGGGGCCGCCACAGAGUCCUGGGCGCCCCCACCUCGGCCCCCGGGAGCACCGCUCUCUGGCGCGGCCCUCGGGUGGGGAGGGUUGGCCCCUAAACUCGCUCGUCCAGCCCAACCGCCCAGGUGGCUUCUCCCUGCCCUCGGGGCCGUCCUGAGCGGCUCGGAGAGGCGUCGAACAGAGCCCCAGUUCCCGCCUCCUCACCCGCCUCUGCCCUGUAAGGGAGCUUUGGGCCCAUGUGGACCCGGGGUGCCUCUUCGGCCUAGGGCAGGCAGCUCCGGGGCCCUGGCCCACCCGGCGGCCCCCGGGAGGCCACGGGGACAGUGCAGAGCGCGCGCCCUUGGAUGAGGUCCCGCAGCGACGCCCCGGCCCGCCUCGCUCCUCCUCCUGCCCGGCCAAGCUGCCUCCCAUUUGGGGAGUCUUGUGGGUUUUCUUUCUCCUCCUCCAACCUCCGCGGAGGCCACGACUCAGGCGCCGCAGCCGGGGGCCGCCUCCAUGGUGCGGGGCAGGCGCUGAAGUCAGCGAAACAGAGCCUGGCCUGGAACUGGCCGCGCGGGAGGCCAAGGCCAUGGCCAUAGCCACGUCGGCCCAGCUGGCCCGGGCACUCUACGACAACACUGCUGAGUCCCCCCAGGAGCUGUCCUUUCGCCGAGGGGAUGUUCUACGGGUACUGCAGAGGGAAGGUGCUGACGGGCUGGACGGCUGGUGCCUCUGCUCCCUGCAUGGCCAGCAGGGCAUUGUGCCCGCCAACAGAGUGAAGCUCCUUCCUGCUGGCCCAGCACCUAAACCCGGCCUCUCCCAGGUGCCCUCAGCCCAGCCUGGCUUACCACUUCCAGCCCCAGAGCAAGGCAAUGAGGACCAGGAGGUGUAUGUGGUGCCACCCCCAGCUCGGCCCUGUCCUACCUCGGGACCUCCAGCAGGACCCUGUCCGCCCUCCCCUGAUAACAUCUACAAGGUCCCCAGAGGCAGUGGGACUCAACUGGCUGCCCCUGGAGAUGCCUUGGAGGUCUAUGAUGUGCCCCCCACUGCCCUCCGAGUUCCUUCUGAUGGCCCCUAUGACUCCCCCGCAUCCUUUGCCCGCCCUCUGGCCCAGGUAGCCCCACAGCCCCCUGGAGAGGAUGAAGCUCCCUACGACGUGCCUCUGGCCCUGAAACCACCAUCUGAGUUGGACCCGGAUCUGGAGUGAGGGGGCCGGGAGCCAGGCCCCCCCAUCUAUGCUGCUCCCUCCAACCUGAAACGAGCAUCAGCCCUGCUCAACCUGUACGAAGCACCCGAGGAACUGCUGGCAGAUGGGGAAGGCGGGGGCACGGACGAGGGCAUCUACGACGUUCCCCUGCUGGGGCCAGAGACACCCCCUUCUCCAGAGCCCCUGGGAGCCUCAGCCUCCAAUGACCUGGACACCCUGGCCCUGCUUCUGACCAGAAGCCCCGCACCCCCCCACAGGCCCCGGUUGCCCUCAGCUGAGAGCCUGUCCCGCCGCCCUCUGCCUGCCCUGCCUGUCCCAGAGGCCCCUAGCCCUUCUCCGGCUCCCUCUCCUGCUCCAGGCCGGAGGGGCAGCAUCCAGGACAGGCCUCUGCCCCCACCCCCACCCCGCCUGCCGGGCUAUGGGAUCCCCAAGGUUGAGGGGGAUCCAGACGGCGGGGAGGUGGAGGACCAUCCAGCAGGUCACCACAAUGAGUACGAAGGCAUCCCAAUGGCUGAGGAGUACGACUAUGUCCACCUGAAGGGCGUGGACAAAGCUCAGGGAUCCAGGCCCCCGGAUAAGGCCUCCCCAGGGGAUCCUGACCUGCUGGAGAGGGGGCCGCCGGAGCCACAGGAGGCCCUGUCCCCAGGGGAACCACUGGUUCUGCCCGCCGGAGAUCUCCAGCUCCUGCACUUCUAUGCCGGGCAAUGCCAGAGCCACUACUCAGCGCUGCAGGCAGCCGUGGCAGCCCUGAUGUCCAGCACCCGGGCCAACCAGCCUCCACGCCUCUUUGUGCCCCACGGCAAGCGGGUGGUGGUGGCCGCUCACCGCCUCGUAUUCAUUGGGGACACCCUGGGCCGGCUGGCAGCCUCCACCCCUCUGCGAGCACAGGUCGGGGCUGCGGGCACAGUGCUGGGCCAGGCAUUGCGGGCCACCGUGCUGGCCGUCAAGGGGGCCGCUCUGGGCUACCCAUCGGGCUCUGCGGCUCAAGAGAUGUCACAGUGUGUGGCAGAGCUGGCAGGGCGGGCCCUGCAAUUCACCACCCUGCUCACCAGCCUGGCCCCCUGAGCCCCUUGGACCUGCUCUGCCCUCGCCUGCCUACCAGAGCCCCCCUCCAGGCCUGGGGCCACCCUAGUUUUAGGAACUAGAAGAGGCGGAGGCAUCUUUCCCCAUUCCUGCCCAUUCCAGUCAUCUCAGCCUCUCACAGAGGCUCUUCCCCCUAGCCCACAGCUUUUUGUACGAGCCAUUUUGUAUAAAUUAUUUAUAUUUAAUAUUAUUCCCUGCUUUGUCAGGAACAGGUGCCUCCUCUGGGCAGGGAGGAACUGGACUCUCCUCCUCCCUCAGCCUGGGGUGGAGGUUCUUGGGCACCACAUGGCCACCUGCUUCCAAAAGCUUGGCCCCACAGAGAACCAGAUGGCUGAAACCUGGGGCCACCCAGAGCCCCUUUCUUAUUCUGUGUCUUGGCUCUCAGACAUCAGUGCCUCACUGUUAGCUGAGAGCAAGGGUGGGACAUUGGUGCCUCCCCACAGGGGGAGAGAGUCUUUCCUCCCUCCGGAGAGACUGGGCUUCAGGCACUCAAUAAACCAGCUGUCUGGUUCCCUGACUUUGCUUCUUGGGACCCUGUGGGGCAGGCCUGGUACCCUUGUCCACACUGAUGGGACACACACUGUGAGCAAGCUGCCUUUAGGGUUUGAGGGGAAAUUUUGCUGUUUCUUCAACAACCCUUCAUCUCGUGGGUUCUCAGCUCCCAUGAUACGCCCAGCAAAAAUCUGAAGGUACACUGCUGGGUGGGAAAGGGGGCUGGAUAUAAACAAGUCAGCUAAAGCAAGUAAAUAAAAAAAAGAAACCCGGCACAGA
Vicugna pacos (alpaca) is the source of this 3294-nucleotide messenger RNA. RefSeq names its product embryonal Fyn-associated substrate (gene EFS). Gene Ontology annotation, biological process: cell migration; cell surface receptor protein tyrosine kinase signaling pathway. Gene Ontology annotation, cellular component: plasma membrane; cytoplasm; focal adhesion. The record is from RefSeq and is a predicted model, not a curated record. Gene Ontology annotation, molecular function: protein binding. NCBI's taxonomy places the organism in Eukaryota, Metazoa, Chordata, Mammalia, Artiodactyla, Camelidae.